This is a messenger RNA of Cololabis saira (Pacific saury), 2604 nucleotides long. RefSeq names its product PHD finger protein 1 (gene phf1). The coding region runs from base 58 to 1749 and encodes 563 amino acids. Gene Ontology annotation, molecular function: chromatin binding; DNA binding. The record is from RefSeq and is a predicted model, not a curated record. Gene Ontology annotation, cellular component: nucleus. The transcript is spliced from 15 exons. Gene Ontology annotation, biological process: regulation of DNA-templated transcription; chromatin organization. NCBI's taxonomy places the organism in Eukaryota, Metazoa, Chordata, Actinopteri, Beloniformes, Belonidae.
CCAGCCUGUCCAGGAAGCCACUGUGACCCCGACGGGAGGGAGUUCGGACCUGACAGGAUGGGGGGAGUAAGUGAGGGAGAUGAUGUGCUGGCGCGAUGGAGUGAUGGACUACUGUACCUCGGCAACGUGAAAAGAGUGGACGGAGUCAAGCAAUGCUGUCUGGUGAGAUUUGAGGACAACUCUGAGUUCUGGGUUCUGAGGAAGGACAUCCACUCGUUCGCCGCCGGAGUGGAAGAAGUUUGCUGUAUUUGUGACACCCCGCCUCUUAAAGAACCCCUCAUAAAUUGUCUUAAAUGCCGCCACGGUUAUCAUCCAGAGUGCCACACGCCCGCCAUCGACCCGGAAGCUGACAGCGAUUCAUGGAUAUGUCGGCAAUGCGUCUUCGCAGUUGCGACCAAGAGAGGCGGGGCCCUCAAGCGGGGACGCUUCGCCCGGCUCAUGCACUACAUGAAACUCCGGCUGCCCUACCAGCUGUCGUCCUUGGACUGGGACCCGCAGCACCUGACCAAUCAGCAGCAGUGCUACUGCUACUGCGCCGGACCUGGAGAGUGGAACCUGAAGAUGCUGCAGUGUGGCAGCUGUGGCCAGUGGUUUCACGAGGCCUGCACCCAGUGUCUGGCCAAGCCGCUGCUGUACGGCGACAGGUUUUACCAGUUUCAGUGCUCCAUUUGCACAAAGGGACCGGAGACCAUCCAGAGACUCCCCAUGACCUGGGUGGACCUGGCUCAUCUCGUGCUCUACCAUCUCUCGCUGUGCUGCAAGAGGAAAUACUUUGAUUUUGACCACGAGAUCCUGUCCUUCACCAACGAGAACUGGGACUCGUUGCUCCUGGGCGUGCUCUCUGACACGCCGAGGCAGGACCGCUGUCACAAUCUCCUCAACGCGCUCAACUCCCACAAGGACAGGUUCGUCUCUGGAAAGGAGAUCAAGAAGAAGAAGUGUCUUUUUGGGCUGCAGGUCAGAGCCCCGCCCCCGCUCACGUCUGAUUCGUCGCCGCUCAUCACCGAACCGCCUAUCAGCAUCACCCACCGGAGAAGCCCAUUGUCUCUCCCCUGCCAGAGAAGAGUGGGGGGGCCAGAGCCGCGUAAAUCAAAGCGUCGCAUCAUGGAGACACAGGCCUCUCCACCUCCAGUCGCUGCCAACACGAUUGAGCUGCUGCCAUGUUGCCCUGGCUACAUGGGAGGGGCCAGCCUUUACAACUCCAGGAAGUCGGAGGAGGAGCUUGAUGUGAGCUCUCCACCCAAGCGGAUGUACGCCCUCUACCAGUCCACGUACAACGGAAACGCUGCACUGUCUACGAAUCUCCACCACUACAACAGCCUAGAGGACAGUUGCCGGGUACCACCUCCGUGCUUUCCGUACCCCGUCGAAGGCAACGGAAACCACCACCACCACCACCACCACCACCUGCACCAGCACCAGCACCAGCAUCAGCACCACAGCCACCACCACAGCCACCAACACCAGCCAGGGCAGAAGCAGCCCGAGCCCCUCAUCCUCCGUGACGUACCUCAUUAUCAGCCCACCUGCACGGCUGGCGGAGGAGACGCCGGAGGAGGUGGAGGCGGAGACGGGGGCGGGGGCGGGGGCGGGGGCGGAGGCGGAGCGGGGCUGGGCGACGGAGGCAGGGACGGGACUGUGGCCAGGAGCUGGGGAGGAGGGGAGGCGGUGAGGAUCUUGGCAAGGCGUGUCACACCAGAAGGGAAGGUGCAGUACCUGGUGGAGUGGGAGAACGUGAGUUUGUACUGAGAGAGCAGACGCGAGACGCAGGGACUGUUUUCCAGUUGCCACAGGACUUCUGAGUAUUGAACAUGUGGCAAGUGUUUGUAGUACAAACUAAAAUCCCCACACGUUGCAGAUCCAGGUUGCUCUCAUAGUAUCACCUCUGUUCCUCAUCAUUAUACCGUCACUACACGUUACUAAAUAUCCCUCUUUACUGGUGUUUCUCUGAUAUUUGUACUGUUAACUUUGGAAUAUGCCUUUGCAUUUAUCAUGUUUUAUAGUGGUGAGGGGAAAUAUUUCAGCCUCCAGAUGAUUGGACAAUGUUUGGGCCUCAUUCAGCUGAACAUAUGAAAUAAACAUUGCUGCAGAUAUUCAAUUUUAGAGUAGAAGACUCGCUACUAUCUCAGUAUUUCAGCUUAGUUACCACAGAUAACUGUACAACAAUGUUCCAGUUAAGAUAAAGCCGACAGAAACAGCAACUACAGCUAGCUGGACUAAACGUUACCUCUGUAUUUUAUUUAUUUUAUCCCUUAUUAUUCAGGGCCGUGCUGAGGUCCCCAACCCAGGGCAGGGAUGUGCAAGUUUCUCGUGGCAUGGCUUGCAAUCAACCCCAGAGUUUGAUUAUAAUGUGAAAAUUGUCCUUGUCUAUGUGUACCCAAUAACCCCCCCCGGCAACGUGAUUGUGUAAAAAAAAAACUAAAACGAUGCCAUAACUUCCGUCAGCGGUGUUACGAAUCAGUGGCCAGCAGCUUAUGUGACUGCUACCUGUCUCCAGCUAUGGGAGCGUGCAGUCGUCAGUCCAUCGUGAUUACUUAGCCCUAUGUCAGUGCGGUUACAUGCAUAUCUAAUCAAGCUAUUACAACAAUCUAACUAAGGAUUAAA